AUGGCUGCUUCUUCUUCUUCUUCUGGAAUUUCUCUAGAAGAGGAGUAUGAUGUUUUCCUUAGUUUUAGAGGCGAGGAUACCCGCCGUAACUUUACCAGCCAUCUCUACUCAGCUUUGAUCAGGAAAAAUAUUAGAGCAUUUUUUGAUGACCAACUUAUCAGAGGAGAUAAAAUUACGCCUUCUCUUUUGAAAGCAAUUGAAAGGUCAAAGAUUGCAGUUAUCCUUUUUUCAAAAGGCUAUGCCUCUUCGGCAUGGUGCCUUCAAGAACUUGAACAAAUUCGUAGAUGCAAGAAUGAGCGUGGACAGAUUGUAUUACCAGUGUUUUAUCAUGUAGCACCGAGAGAUGUAAGGAGGCAAUCGGGGUCUUUUGGUGCCGAAUUUGCGAUGCUUGAAGGGCGUUUUAAGGAAAAGUCAGACACAUGGAGGACUGCUUUGACAGAAGUAGCCAACCUCUCUGGCUGGGAUUCAUCUUUCGUUAGGUUUGAAUCAGUACUUUUACAACAGAUUGUCAGCGACAUUUAUGAAAAACUCAAUUAUCUAUCCCUUGUUAAAGAAAAGGAACUGGUUGGUGUGAAAAGACAUAUAGAAAACAUUGAAUCUCUCUUAUCCAUUGGAUCGAAAGACGUUUUCACGCUGGGAAUUUGGGGCAUCGCUGGUGUAGGGAAGUCUACCAUUGCUACUGUCAUUUACCACAGAAUCUAUGGGCAGUUUGACAGGUAUUGCUUCAUUGACAAUGUUGGGGAACGAGCAGAGAGAAGUGAUGGAUUAAUUUCACUGCGCCAAGAAAUUCUGUCAGCAAUAACACUUGUAGACAGAAACUCUCCGACUAAUGAACUCCCGUCCAUGAAGGGAAAGUCUGGCAGCAAGAAGGUUCUAAUGGUUAUUGAUAAUGUGACACAAGGUGGACAGAUAGAAUUUUUAAUCGGAGGUCUUGGUUGGUUUGGUCCGGGUAGUCGAAUCCUUAUAAUAACAAGAGAUGAACAAGUGCUGAAGGAAUGCAGAGUGGAUAAAACAUACAAGGUUGAGGGAUUAUUGCAUGCUGAAGCUCUUAUGCUUUUUAAUUCGUAUGCCUUUGGAGAUCAUAAUCCCGGGGAACGUUACUUGGAGUUGUCAAAAAAUGUAAUAGUAUAUGCUAAGGGUGCUCCAUUUGUUCUUAUAGUUUUGGGUUCCUUUCUCUCUGGAAAGAGGGUACAAGAUUGGGAAAGUACAUUGAAUAUACUAGAGAGAACUCCUAGUACAGAUUUUCAGAAAGUACUAAAAAUCUGUUAUGACGGAUUAGAUGAUGAAGCGAAAAAGAUAUUUUUAGAUAUUUCUUCCUUAUUGAAUGGAGUAGACAUAGAUCUCGUAACAAGAACUCUGAAGGCCAGGAAUAAUUUCCCACCAGAGAUGGGAAUCAAUGCCCUCGUGAAUAGACAUUUUAUAACUAUUACAAAUAAUAAGCUUCUGUUAUGUGCUCUCUGCUGGGAACAGACUUGUGAUGAUUUCUUUUGGAGAUUUUUUGGUGAUGGUUUGACGGUUGAGGUUUUGGUGAAACAGUGCCGGAAGUGGUGGGUUGUUGAUAUUGCUGCAGGAGGUUUUUUGUUUCUCUUCGGUUUGCAGGCCUUCUGGGUGUGA
This is a messenger RNA of Pistacia vera, 1614 nucleotides long. RefSeq names its product TMV resistance protein N-like. The record is from RefSeq and is a predicted model, not a curated record. The coding region runs from base 1 to 1614 and encodes 537 amino acids. NCBI's taxonomy places the organism in Eukaryota, Viridiplantae, Streptophyta, Magnoliopsida, Sapindales, Anacardiaceae. The transcript is spliced from 4 exons. Gene Ontology annotation, molecular function: ADP binding. Gene Ontology annotation, biological process: defense response; signal transduction.